AUGGCGAUGUCGGGGAUGAGAGGACUCUCCGUGUUUAUAAGCGACAUCCGCAAUUGCCAGAAUAAAGAACAAGAGAGGCUUCGUGUUGAUAAAGAGCUCGGCAAUAUUCGUACUCGUUUCAAAAACGAAAAGGCUUUGACUCCUUAUGAAAAAAAGAAAUAUGUUUGGAAAAUGCUUUACAUAUACAUGCUUGGUUAUGAUGUGGAUUUUGGCCACAUGGAGGCUGUUUCUCUUAUAUCUGCCCCAAAGUAUCCAGAAAAACAGGUUGGGUACAUAGUAACAUCAAGUUUGCUUAAUGAAAAUCACGACUUUCUCAGGUUGGCCAUAAAUACCGUGCGUAAUGAUAUCAUUGGUCGGAAUGAAACCUUCCAGUGCCUAGCAUUAACUAUGGUUGGAAAUAUUGGUGGCCGAGAAUUCGCUGAGUCCUUAGCACCUGAUGUACAGAAGUUGCUGUUAUCUAGCAGCUGCAGGCCCCUUGUGAGAAAAAAAGCUGCAUUGUGUUUGCUGCGACUGUACAGGAAAAAUCCCGAUGUUGUCAAUGUAGAUGGAUGGGCGGAUCGAAUGGCUCAACUUUUGGAUGAACGAGACCUUGGUGUUUUAACAUCUUCUAUGAGUCUUCUUGUUGCUUUAGUAUCAAACCAACACGAGGCAUAUUGGAGUUGUCUUCCUAAGUGUGUCAAAACUUUAGAGCGGCUUGCUAGGAAUCAGGAUAUCCCACAAGAAUACACUUAUUAUGGUAUCCCAUCUCCAUGGCUUCAGGUCAAAACAAUGAGAGCUCUUCAGUAUUUUCCUACCAUUGAAGAUCCAAAUACCAGAAGAUCAUUGUUUGAGGUCUUACAAAGGAUACUGAUGGGAACCGAUGUUGUGAAAAAUGUAAACAAAAACAAUGCUUCCCAUGCUGUUCUUUUUGAAGCCCUUGCUCUGGUAAUGCAUCUUGAUGCUGAAAAGGAGAUGAUGUCUCAAUGUGUGGCUCUUCUUGGAAAAUUUAUUGCUGUCCGGGAACCAAAUAUUCGUUAUCUUGGCUUGGAGAAUAUGACUAGAAUGUUGAUGGUUACAGAUGUGCAAGAUAUCAUAAAAAGACAUCAAGCCCAAAUUAUUACCUCAUUGAAAGAUCCUGACAUCAGUAUUCGGAGGCGUGCUCUAGAUUUGCUUUAUGGCAUGUGUGAUGUUACAAACGCAAAGGAUAUAGUUGAAGAACUACUGCAGUAUCUCAGCACAGCAGAGUUUGCAAUGCGUGAAGAAUUGUCACUUAAAGCGGCUAUUCUAGCUGAGAAGUUUGCACCAGAUCUUUCAUGGUAUGUUGACGUGAUUCUUCAAUUAAUUGACAAGGCUGGGGAUUUUGUUAGUGACGACAUCUGGUUUCGAGUGGUACAGUUUGUUACAAACAACGAAGACCUACAGCCUUAUGCUGCAGCAAAAGCUCGAGAGUAUCUUGACAAACCUGCCAUACACGAGACAAUGGUUAAGGUCAGUGCAUAUUUACUUGGGGAAUUUGGACACCUUCUGGGGAGACGACCUGGGUGCAGCCCAAAGGAACUAUUUAACAUCAUACAUGAGAAGCUUCCUACUGUAUCGAUUCCUACUAUAUCUAUACUUCUGUCAACAUAUGCUAAAAUUCUGAUGCACUGUCAACCACCAGACCUUGAACUGCAGAAUCAGAUAUGGGCAAUAUUUAAAAAAUAUGAAAGCUCAAUUGAAGUUGAAAUACAACAACGAGCAGUUGAAUACUUUGCUUUGAGUAGAAAAGGUGAAGCCUUAAUGGAUAUAUUGGCUGAAAUGCCUAAAUUCCCUGAGAGACAGUCUGCAUUAAUUAAAAAGGCCGAAGAUACUGAAGUUGAUACUGCAGAAACAAGUGCCAUUAAGUUGCGUGCUCAGCAACAAUCUCAAACAUCAAAUGCUUUGGUUGUAACGGACCAAAGUCAAGCUAACGGAGCUCCUCCGCAUGUCGGCCAACUCAGUCUUGUAAAGAUGCCCAUCACAAGCAGUAAUGUGGAUGAUAUUUCAGCAGAUCAAAGAUUAUCCCAGGAUAAUGGGACUUUGAAUAACAUAGAUUCUCAACAACCGUCUGCAGAUCUUCUUGGUGAUCUGUUGGGUCCUUUGGCUAUUGAAGGCCCUCCUAGUAGCAGUGGCCACCCUCAGGCAAGCUCAAAUCCAGGAAUAGAAGGGACUGCAGUCGAUGCCACAGCCAUAGUUCCCGCUGGACAAGAUGCCAGUUCUGUGCAGCCAAUCGGAAAUAUUGCUGAAAGAUUUCAGGCUUUGUGCGUGAAGGAUAGUGGUGUUCUAUAUGAGGAUCCUUAUAUUCAGAUUGGCAUUAAAGCAGAAUGGAGAGCUCAUCAAGGUCAUCUUGUUCUUUUCUUGGGGAACAAGAAUACUUCUCCUCUUAUAGCUGUUCAGGCUUUAAUAUUGCCUCCCAUUCAUUUGAAGAUGGAGCUCUCUCUAGUACCGGAUACUAUACCACCCCGAGCACAAGUACAAUGCCCACUUGAGAUCAUUAAUCUCCACCCAAGCAGGGAUGUUGCCGUUAUUGACUUCUCGUACAAGUUUGGUAACGAUAUGGUCAAUGUCAAGCUUCGCCUACCAGCUGUCCUAAAUAAAUUUCUUCAGCCUAUAACUAUAUCUCCAGAAGAAUUUUUCCCGCAGUGGAGAUCGCUUCCUGGACCACCUUUGAAGCUUCAAGAAGUUGUUAGAGGCGUUAGACCACUUCCACUGCUUGAAAUGGCAAACUUAUUCAAUAGUUUCCACUUGAUAGUUUGCCCAGGGCUUGAUCCCAAUCCAAACAAUAUUGUUGCAAGUACAACAUUUUAUUCAGAAAGUACAAGGGCAAUGCUCUGUUUGGCAAGAGUUGAAACAGACCCAGCAGAUAGAACCCAGCUACGAAUGACAGUUGCUUCAGGGGACCCAACACUAACAUUUGAGCUGAAGGAGUUUAUCAAGGAACAAUUAGUGAGUAUCCCUCUAGCUUCCCGUGUACCACCAACGCAAGCAGCUCCAAUGUCUCCAGUGGCUCAACCAGCUAGUGCUCCUUCUCCUGCAGCAUCGGACGAUCCUGGGGCACUCCUUGCUGCUCUUCUAUGA
Molecule: messenger RNA, 3075 nt
Organism: Vicia faba (fava bean)
Lineage: Eukaryota; Viridiplantae; Streptophyta; Magnoliopsida; Fabales; Fabaceae
Source: the annotation of a GenBank genome assembly